AUGGGCGCCAGUCCUACCUACGAAGGGACUCUCGAUGAGUCCCAACUUCUCGAACAGCUGCCGGGUGAGAUCGCGGCCCUCAUCCGCACAGCUUCCGGGACUCAGUACCUGAAUGCGCUCGCAGUCGGCGCGUUGAGAUCAGGGUUUACGGAGAAGUUCUUCUACAUCUAUGAGCCGAUCUUCGUUGAUCUGGCUGCGCGCUGGACACUGCCCGAGUCCGGCGUUGACCAAACCGAAGUCAUAUCCGCAUUUGCACGAAUAUUGCCGCUCGCACCACAUUUACGAUCUUUCGCAAGCCAAUAUGCCAUGUCCCGGGCUGGCCCUCUGUCGGCGUUGGCUGCACCUAAUGCUUCGACUAACUUGCAAAUAGACGACCUCACAAUAUGCACCUUACUACUUGCCAUAUUCCGUCUUCUUUCUUUCGACUUAGAAGCCUUUUCACCGGCCAUCUCUCCAUCUCGACUACAGACCCUUUUUCAACACGACGACAAAGUGAUUCGAUAUCUUGCGGUACGAUGUUUCUGUCUUUAUAUGCGCGCGGCCGAUGCAUCGACGGAGAGGAUUUUGUGGUCACAUUGCGGGGAUGACAUCGUGGAGGGGCAUUGGGAAGGUAUUUCGAUUGACUACCGCUGUCUCGGGCUUUGGGAAGAGCGUCGAUGGACUACCUUAGAACGGCAACUCCAUUCGCUGAGGACCACGCGAUCUUACUCCGAGAGCCUUUCUCGAGUGGAGCAGUUGCGAGAAUAUUUCACUGCACGAACCGCAGAAGUAUCUGGCGUAUUAAUACCUCGUCAGAUUGUUCCCUCGCUCACACCGUCUGCAAUUGUGAAAACACCCACAGCAGUGAGUAAUUUGCGACGGAUAGCGAGUGCCUUAAUCACUCCUCAGCCAAUCCUUCUAGUCGGACUGCCGAACUCAGGAAAGACCAGUCUCAUCAAUGACGUUGCAGGCGUCAUGGGUCAGGCGGAAUCUAUGGUGACACUUCACCUGAACGAGCAAACAGAUGCAAAAAGCCUUCUUGGAAUGUACUCAACAUCUCCAGCAACGGGCAGCUUUGCCUGGCAACCCGGUGUGUUGACAAAAGCUGCGAGAGAAGGCCGAUGGAUAUUAAUUGAAGAUUUGGAUCGCGCUCCUUCUGAAGUCAUUGGUCUCAUCCUUCCUAUCAUUGAAAAGGGUGAGCUCACUAUAGCUAGUCGAAGGGAGCGCAUCAAAUGCGCGGAAGGCUUCAAAAUUAUCGCUACGAUGAAGUCGUCGUACAAUAUCGCCGGCGAGGAGGUUGCCCCUAGUACUUCAAUACUUGGAAGCAGAUUAUGGAAUAGGGUACAGGUCGAUCCGCUUACGAUAGGCGAGGUUCAAGAAGUGAUUGCGCAAAAGUUCCCUUUGCUCGAAUCUCGGGUUCCCACAAUCAUGGACGUUUAUCAGAAGCUCUGCUCCUCGUUUCACGGAAGCCUCGCCAUCAAAAGCUCUCAAGGUCGUACCCCAGGACUGCGAGAUCUUAUCAAGCUCUGUAGCAGAAUGCAUAGGAGACUUCAGCGACUGGGCGUGAAGACUGGAUUUGAAGCUACCCCUGAAGGCACUGACGACGAAAUCUUUCUUGAUGUUGUGGACAUCUUCCUCAAAUAUCUACCAGACUCGACAAUCUCGGAUUCUUUGGCUUUGAAAGUCGCGGAAGCACUUCAUAUUUCGCCGCAACGUGCAAGAUUUUGUUUACAUGAGCGGACACCAGCGCUCCUGGAUCAGGGCAGCAAUCUCGUACUUGGUAGGGAGGCUUGCCGCAAGAUUAAGGUUCCGAGCGGUUCUGCAUCUAAACUAGCAGCUGCUACAUCUCGCUUUGCUACUACGAGAGCCGCCCUGAAGUUGAUGGAGCAGGUCGCUGCUUCAGUCGAGAUGGCCGAGCCUGUUCUUCUCGUUGGAGAGACCGGUAUCGGUAAAACGACUGUCAUACAGCAUUUUGCCACAUUGAUGCGGCAAAAACUCACAGUAGUGAACUUGUCACAACAAAGUGAAAGUAGCGACCUACUGGGUGGCUUCAAACCAGUCAACAUUCGUACAAUGGCCAUUCCGAUGUUCGAUGAGUUUAAUUCCCUAUUCGAAUUAACAUUUUCUGCAAAAAAGAAUCAAAAAUUUCUUUCCUCGAUUGCAAAGAAUGUUGCCAGUGGGAAUUGGGUGCGUUUGGUUAAUCAUUGGCACGAAGCUGUUCGGUUGGCAGAUGGCGUUUUCAAGCCAGGCAAUGGCUCGUCUCAGUCUGCAGAAAGUGAACAACCCACCAAGAAAAGGAAAUUGGACUCCCCUAAAUAUCAGCAUCUGCGACUGAGAUGGGAAAGAUUUGCAGCACAGCUCAACGACUUUGAAGCACAAGUAGCCCAGGGCGAUGCCAAGUUUGCGUUUGCUUUCGUACAGGGAAAGAUUGUUCGCGCCUUACGCAAUGGCGAGUGGGUUCUGCUUGACGAGGUUAACCUCGCGUCACCUGACACCCUCGAAAACAUCGCAAGUCUUUUGCAUCACGGCAGUGAGGGUUCCCCCUCCGUGUUGCUUUCCGAGGCUGGCGAUGUAGAACGGGUGUUUGGCCACCCUGAUUUCCGAAUAUUCGGCGCCAUGAACCCGGCAACUGACGCAGGCAAAAAGGACCUUCCACCGGGCCUUCGCUCCAGAUUCACCGAACUAUAUGUGCAAUCCCCUGAUAACGAUUUGGAUGACCUCUUGUCUUUGAUCAAGAAGUACCUCGGUGAUUUGACUUUGAGUGAUGCCAGGGCUGCACCAGAUCUCGCCCAGCUCUACAUGGAGGCCAAGAAGCUCAAUUACGAGAACAAGCUCACAGACGGUGCAGGUCAGCGACCACACUUUAGCAUUCGAACCCUUGUUCGUGCGCUCAUCUACGCUGCCGAUCAUGCGCAAAUCUAUGGCUUAAGACGAGCAAUAUUCGAAGGGUUCUCCAUGAGCUUUCUGACAGUUUUGAGCCGUGAAUCCGAAAGGCUGUUGAUGCCGCUGCUUGAGAAGCACAUUUUCAGCAAUGUGAAGAACGUCAGAGCAUUACUUGGGCAAACUCCUAGACCCCCCAAUGAUGGCAACGAGUACGUGCAUUUCAAACAUUACUGGAUGCGGAAAGGACAUUCGAUACCGGAAGAACAACCCCAUUAUAUCAUAACUCCGUUCAUUGAAAAGAACCUCAAGAACCUUGUCCGAGCGAGCUCUACCCGCCGAUUCCCUGUUUUGCUUCAGGGCCCAACCUCUGCCGGUAAGACCAGUAUGAUCGAGUAUCUCGCUAAGGUAUCGGGAAAUAAGUUCGUACGCAUCAAUAACCACGAACACACCGAUCUACAAGAGUAUCUAGGUUCCUAUGUUUCCGAUGAUGACGGUACUCUUCGUUAUCAGGAAGGUGUCCUGGUUGAGGCCUUACGGAACGGCUACUGGAUUGUCCUCGACGAGCUGAACCUGGCGCCGUCAGACGUUUUGGAAGCGCUUAAUCGACUUCUGGACGAUAAUCGUGAGCUGUUCAUCCCUGAGACACAAGAAGUGGUUCAUCCUCAUCCAAAUUUCAUGCUAUUCGCAACGCAGAAUCCUGCAGGGCUUUAUGGAGGCCGAAAAGUACUCUCCCGCGCGUUUCGGAAUCGUUUCCUCGAAUUGCACUUCGACGACAUACCAGAGAGCGAGCUAGAAUACAUUCUCAAAGAACGGUCACAGAUCGCGCCGUCCUUCUGUACCCGGAUCGUUUCAGUAUAUCGGAAACUCUCUUUAUUGCGCCAAUCAAACCGACUAUUUGAGCAAAAGAAUAGUUUCGCCACCCUGCGUGAUCUUUUCCGGUGGGCUCUGCGGCAAGCGGAUGACCGAGAGCAGUUGGCUGUAAAUGGCUUCAUGCUCCUUGCAGAGAGGGUGCGAAACCCUCAAGAGAGAGAAGCUGUGAAAGGUGUGAUUGAAGAGGUUAUGAAGGUCAAGAUAGAUGAAGAGGUUCUCUACAGUAUAUCUGAAAUGGACAAGCGUGCACCAAUGCUAAGGCAACUAACCCCUGGCAUUGUCUGGACCAGGGCUAUGAGAAGACUUUUUAUCUUGGUUUCCACAGCUCUCCAUAACAACGAGCCUAUCCUGCUUGUGGGUGAGACCGGCUGCGGAAAGACUCAACUUUGUCAAGCAGUCUCAGAUGCCUACCAAAAGCAGCUGCACAUUGUCAAUGCGCAUGUGAACUUGGAAACUGGCGAUCUCAUCGGUGCCCAACGCCCUGUGCGAAAUCGAACGGCUAUCGAAGAUGGUCUGGUCAGCGACUUGCGAACACUCUUGCGAGACGAGACCAAGUCGUUUGAAGAGUUGAAACAAGUUUUUGCAACGUUUAGUGAAGGACAGCGACAAGAAUGCGACUCGGAGCUGCUUAAGAGAAUUGAGAAGAACCUUGCCCGUCUCAAUGCGUUGUUCGAAUGGACUGAUGGCAGUUUGAUUACAGCCAUGAGGACAGGCCAAUUUUUCCUGCUUGAUGAAAUUUCUCUCGCCGACGACUCGGUGCUGGAACGACUCAACAGUGUGCUGGAACCCCACAGGUCGAUACUGCUAGCAGAAAAGGGCCCUAUCGAUUCAAUGGUGGUCGCGGACAGCGGUUUCCAAUUUCUUUCAACCAUGAACCCCGGAGGCGACUAUGGAAAGCGAGAACUUUCUGCUGCUCUUCGAAAUCGGAUGACCGAGAUUUGGGCCCCUCAGCUUUCUGAAGAUGAAGAUAUCCUUCCGAUCCUUCAAAGGAAACUACAGAUGGAGUCGGAGCACAUUCCUCGGGCAAUGUUACAGUUCGCUAAGUGGUUCAAGCGGACGUUCCAGGGGUCCUCUACCAACUCCCUCUCCCUCCGCGAUCUUCUGGGCUGGGUUGAUUUCGUCAAUAAAUGCCAGGGUUCUGAACCCUUGUUUGCCGUCAUCCAAGGUGCUGCAAUGGUGUUCAUAGACACACUAGGCGCUAACCCAGCCGCGAUGCUUGCCAGUACGUUGCAUAAUCUCGUGGCAAACCGAAAGCUGUGUCUGGAUAAACUUCAAGAACUGUUUGACGUCGAUGCCGCAAGUAUCUACGAGCAAAGGUCUAUUAUCGAUAUCCAAGACCGAGCCUUGCGCGUGGGGCCCUUCCAUCUCACCAUCCAGGGUGAUGCUCAACCUGAUCCUGAGUUCAUCAUGGAUGCGCCGACCACUAUUGCCAACUCAGUACGAAUUGCUCGCGGAUUACAAUUAACCAAACCCAUUCUCCUAGAAGGUAGCCCUGGCGUUGGUAAGACAACACUUGUGACUGCCCUUGCUCGAGCCCUAGGGAAGCCGCUCACCCGAAUCAAUCUGUCUGAGCAAACGGAUCUUACGGAUCUGUUUGGAUCGGAUGUGCCUGUUGAAGGCGGCGAUGUAGGUCAGUUUGCGUGGCGGGAUGCACCUUUCCUGCAAGCGAUGCAGCGUGGCGACUGGGUCCUCUUGGAUGAGAUGAAUCUGGCCUCUCAGUCGGUGCUUGAGGGUCUCAAUGCUUGUUUGGACCAUCGUCAGAUGGUCUACAUUGCGGAACUUGACCAGACUUUCAAGCGGCACCCGAAUUUCGUCCUUUUUGCGGCACAAAAUCCCCAUCAUCAAGGAGGUGGUAGGAAGGGGUUGCCGGCUUCUUUCGUCAACCGGUUUACCGUGGUGUAUGCUGAUAGCUUCACCGACGCUGACUUGAAACGCAUAUGCGCCAAACUCUUCCCCGGCAGUCCCACCAGGCAGACCGAACGGCUUGUUGAUUUUGUUUCCUCGUUGAAUACCGCUAUUACCCAGGAAAGGAGGUUAGGUGUUUUGGGUGGUCCAUGGGAGGUCAACCUGCGUGACAUCCAAAGAUGGCUUCAACUGGCUGAUCGUGGAGCUUUGCAAAUUCAUACAAAGAACUUCCUCGACGUUAUCAUCUCCCAACGUUUUAGGUCGGAAGAGGACCGGGAACGAGUCCGCCAUCUAUAUGAGCAUGUCUUUGACGGCGUCUCAACCGCAGCCAAGAGUUACUAUCAUAAUAUGACUGCGGAGUGUAUGCAGGUCGGGCUUGGAGUUAUGCAAAGAGAUGUAAUGCUGCAAGAAACGCCCAAUCCGCAUCUCGAGAUACUCCCGAAGGAUCUCCCUAUCCUUGAGUCUCUCAUGCUUUGCAUUGAGCAGUCAUGGCCAAGCAUCUUGGUGGGAGCCUCAGGAUGCGGCAAAACAACGUUGAUAAGAAAGCUUGCUGCUCUUAAUGGAGCCAAUUUGGUCGAGCUAGCCUUGAGUGCCGAUACUGAUACAAUGGACCUAGUCGGGGGUUUCGAGCAGAUUGACCACAACAGGGAGAAACAGUCCCUUUUGCAGGAUAUUUUGCUCUUUGUGAGACGGCAAAUAUUUUCCGGUUACUCGCCUGGGACUUCUCCAGAAGAAAUUUCUGCCUUCGUUGAGUUUUAUGAACGAUUACAGAGCCCUGACGUAUCUCUCGAAAUACUAUGCACGUUGCUGGAAACCGUUCAUCAACUAUAUCCCGAACCAGCGUUGGAACAGCUACUUGAACGAUCGCGAUCUUUGUUUCGGAUCACCAAAGAGUCGGAGACUUUUAAGGUUGGUUUUGAGUGGACGGAGGGUGUCUUGACGCAGGCUGUGCAGAAGGGAGACUGGGUUGUCCUAGACAACGCCAAUCUUUGUAAUCCCUCUGUCCUCGACAGGCUGAACUCCUUGACGGAGCCAAACGGGUCUCUCAUUCUCAAUGAGCAGCGCACUGAAGAUGGAAACGCCCGAAUCAUCAAACCUCACCCGAACUUUAGGCUCUUCUUGACAAUGGAUUCGAGAAACGGAGAGCUUUCUCGCGCCAUGCGAAAUAGAUGUGUUGAGAUCUGCAUCCUGCCCCAGGAGGAACUUGUUCAGAAGUACUCCUCCACUCCCUCCUAUACCAGCCAAUCUUACCUAUACCGUCUUCGCUCUCUCUGGACGUUCGGGCCUUUCGGAGCUUUAGAGCAAGUGUCUGAACCAUCGUACGAGAUUCGCCUGGACCACCUGUCUAUCUCGGACCUAGCUUAUCUCCAACGAUCACAACAUCUUGUUUCUCCGUAUUUGUCUGAUCUCCAACUUGGCCAGUUCUCGAGACUUUUGGAUCGUUACGCAUCGGUUAUACACGACAAUCAGUUCUGCCAACCUUUCGAUUCCAUCAAGAAAUCCGUCAACCUAGGGAACGUCACUUUCGCCAUUCAAGGCCAUCUACAACCGCUUCAUCCUUUGGUCAAUGAACCUCUGGCUCUAGUUUUGGAGCAGGAUUUGCCAUUCAACUCACUUAUCCUUCUGGCGCAUUUGCAGGAGUCGAAGCUUGAUCUGCAUCGCCUCAAACAGGCCCUAUUGCUCGCAGACGAAUCAAGCCAGUCUCUAAAACCAAGCCAAAUGAGUCGCCUGCAGCGAUCUAUAGCCUCGAAGCGCAUACCUGCCUUGAUGAAAGAUUCGACACAGCCAGUUGGCCGCUUCCUUGCGCAUUGCGGACAGGCUGUAUACGACUUUGUUCAAAGUCUAGACAGUGAUUUCAUCCACCAUCAUGAUCCUAUGCCUCCUCUUCGUGCAAUCAUUAACUUCUGUGCGGAUAUCCUGAGAGUUACAGCAUCUACUGAAGUUGAUGAGGGCGAAUUCUUGAUCUACCUUCAGAUCGGUAAAACGUUGUGCUCAUCGAUCUUCGAUCUAGGUGCUGCUUUCACCAAACUGGCUCAUGCUCUGUCUCAAGCGCUUGAACGCUUCCACGAAAACUGGGCUCUUACUACAGGUCUCGGGAUGCAGAAGCUCUGGGAAUCUUGGAGACCAGCAACAGCAUCAACUCCCGCCCAGUUGACUUCCAUGCUGGAUCUGGAGAAGGUCGCGUCAGAGUUUAUGCAAAUCGCAAACCGGACUCGUCUUGACUUGUCUCAAUUGAGCCAAGUGCGUAACUCUUUGGUCGAAACGCAAAGAUCCUUGCUUUUGAAGGGUGCCGAUGAGGGAAAUCUCGUGCAAAGUCUCCGAGAGACAGUGAUGGGUCUGGCAAGCGUGGUGCAAGAUUCCGAGUUGACUCAAAGCCCGUACUUCUCGAACGAGUUUGAGAUACUCUGCCAAUACCAUGACAUUGCGGCCCUUAAGGAUGGAAGCCCCUCUGCGCCUCAAACUGCCGUCCAAUCCGUUUUGGCUCUACUCGCUGGCCGUCCUGCUCAGCCAUUGAAUUCAUCAAAGCUGCAAAGCCGGGUUCCGGAUAUCCUUCAUCGUCUGUCCUUGUUUUCAGGAUAUCAGCGAUCUUCCGGGUGUGGAACAGCCGUUAGCGGCACUGUUUCUCUGUCGCUGCUCAACAAGUUGGCUUAUGUUGAUCGCGUCAGCCUUGGUCAGAUGGACGCCCUGGAACUUGAAAAACAGACGCUCUCCAAAGCAUUAGCCUUAACCAGUCGAGAAAUCGCCCUGGAUCAGCUCAAGCUUGUCAGACAGGCGCUUUUGGAACUUACCGCGGAGUUUGUCGAUGUUCACAAGGAGUUCUUCAAUCCGCAAUCCUUUGAGCAACUGGUCACUCUUCUACGUUUGGCAGGCAAGCGAGGCUUGCCACCAAGUUUGCUCUCAUUGAACAUUCGUCUGGCGCAGAACCUACCCAGCAACCACUAUUUCAAAGCCAUUGCUGAUAAGGCACUUCCGAAGCUUGUUGUAGCGUUGCUGACUAGGUCUACCGGCGAAGAUGCUGUGCAAGAUACUGCAAGCGCAUUGGUGCAACUGGCGGUUAUUCUCCUGUGGCUAUUUGUUCCUGAUAAGCCAUUCGAUCCUUCCCUAAGCUUAGUCGUCGAGAGGGAGCGACAUCAGCAACGUGUCGCUGAACUUGCUUCGAAGGCUGAAUCAAUCAUCUUGUUUGAGCAAGUCUUUUCGGGACAAGCUACGAACAUUAGGCAUGAAAUCGUGCAGCAUGAAUUGAACAGCCUUGGUUCAACUCCUCCGCCAUCCUCUGUCACACGUCCAGCUACCUCGGAAAUUAGCAUUCUCCACGCCGAAUUCGCCAGCAUCAUCAAAUCUGUUCUCCGCCGGAACCCAGAGAAAUUGAUCAACGCGACCAAGAAGGGCCCCGAGAACGAACGUACGAGAAAGCUACUGCGGGACAAUAUUCAGCAAUUGAGCAAGCGGUUGAGUACCAACUAUAGAUCCUAUGACGAUAUCACCACCCUUGUCGUUCGCUUCCUACAAAUAUUAGAUCUUGGACUUUCUCUCGGCUCAAACCCCGACCAUGGACCUGAUGAGACAGCUCUUCUGCGGACCGUUUGUAAGAGCACGCCAUUCCUUGGAGCUUCUGGUCGAUCAAUCCUGUCGCUUGACAAUGGCUCGUGCAGGCAAGACUCCAAACACGCCACAGAUUCAUGGUUCCACGAUUUAUCAUCGCUUAGGGUGGCUGAAGCCAUGGAGCCUGGUAUUCUUCAUAGCAAAACUGGGCGCGAGAAUCUCCUACGCAUUGUCGAGAAAUUUUACAUGUUGUGGAAGGCAAAGUUGAAGGAGGAUCAAGAGGAACACACCCGCAAGAAUGAGAUGUAUCAUUUCAAAGGAUCCUGGGAGGACAGUGAAGAAGUCGAUGCAAAUGAGUUAUACCAGCUCUUCCCUACAUAUGAAGAGGGCGCGGACCAAGAUAUCAGUUUGUCAAGCGCGACUGAUCCCAAGGCUAUCGCGGUUCGACUGGCCGAUCUUCACGCCAAACUGUUUGAGGCUGCCGAUAGUGGAACAGUGCUGUUAGAUUACGUCAAGCAGUCUGCCAUGCUGCUAGGUUCGAUUUGGUCUGAAACCAACAACUCGCUUUCUCCACACGUCGCUCCAAAGGAGCAGGUUUCUGCUAUUCUUUUGCUCCUUGAAGAUGAUCUUAUCAAGAGAACCACCCCGUCGGCCAAAAGCUAUAAUUUCUACAUUGACCGGAACUUGGCCGAAGCCAAGAAGCUUCUGACUUUGACACGCUCUAUUCAAGCUCGAUUUGCUCAGAUACAACAGGCCUGGCCGGAUCACGCAGUUCCCGGUGAUGUUAUCUCGUUCUGCAAAGAGAUUUAUCAGUUCAAGCAUUCCGAACCCGUUGCUAAGUUUCUGACAAAGGUCGAGAAGCUUCACUCUCUUGUCCAUGAAUGGCAGCUCGUAGCCAGUCGAGAGUACUCAGCAGCAUCAUACUACGAUGAACUUACCAACAUGAUCAUUUCCUGGCGGCGAUUGGAAUUAUCAACUUGGGCAAAGCUCCUGGAUCUUGAGAAGGACAAGUGUGACCAGGACGUAAGCUCAUGGUGGUUUAUCGCUUUCGAAGCACUUAUUAGGGCGCCAAUCCAAAUUGCAGAGUCCGGACCCGCGUAUCUGGGUGACCAUGUCCAGGAUGUGGUUGGUACAUUGGAGCAAUUCACGCACUCAACUACGCUAGGCCAGUACAGCGAGCGGCUCCGGCUCAUCAAGAACUUCCGAGCCCUCUUACUCCUCUAUGUGCAAGACUAUCCGUCGCUGAAGCAGCUCGUAUCUGCACUCGACAACUUCCUUCACCAUUACGCUCAAUUUCAACCCGCUGUUAACAAAAUGCUGACUGACAAGCGUUCUGCUCUGGAAAAGGAUAUCAAGGAACAGAUACAACUCGCAAGCUGGAAGGACACAAAUAUUGUUGCCCUUAGAGAGAGUGCUAAGCGUUCACAUGUCAAGCUGUUCAAAUUGGUGCGCAAGUACCGCGAAGUUUUGGGACUGCCCGUUGAGCAGAUUUUGAGCCAAGAUAUGCCCGAACGAGAAGAAGAAACCGGCGUUUCCGGUCGCGAGCUGGUCUUCUCCUCUACGAGUAUUCCGGAAGCCCUGGUCCUUUGCGAAAGAAGCAAAGUGUGGUCUACCCGACCUCCUCGUUUUACGAACCCGGAAGGCACAGUCAAGAACAUGCUCAGCAUGUACACCACAAUUUCCGACGAAUUCGAUGUUGGUAACGAUCUCAGCGGCUUUGUUCAAUUCUUCCUUGAAAGUAUCAAAGAAUUCCGAACCCAGACCCCGAAGGUCUUGACGGAGGAGAACAAACCCGAUGUUCAACACCUCAAGGGUCAAAAACGUCGUUUCUAUGCGGACACUUUGCGACAGCUUCUGGAGUUUGGUGUCAAGCGUAAUGCCGGUACCGACUUGGUCGAAUCCCAGGCUACCGUUGCUAAAGUGCUUGCUACAAGCCCGUCUCUCCCCGCCCACCCGGCGGUAAUGCAACUGAUCGAGAAUUGCGAUGGCUACUUCCACCGACUUUUAGACCUCGUUCCGCGUGCUCGUCAAGCCUCACGCAGCUACUCCGAGGAACUCAGCAAUGUUGAAGUGUCGAGGAGUUUGGGGUCGAUGGAGCAUCUUUUGUUCAUGAUUAGGAAACAGAGAGCCGCCGUUUCACCGGCUCUAUCGGAUUUAGGAACGCUUCAGUACACUCUCGCCAAGGUUUCCAACCUCUGGAAGUCGGGAACAAACUCUAUUGCUCAUUCUAAUCACCAAAUUGCUAGCGGGAAGCAAGAAGUAGCAACAGCAGUUGCAUGGCUGGUGCCCACUCUCGGACUUGCUUUAACGAUUGUGGAGCUGCAUUCGAAAUUCUCUGAGAUUCCUUCAUCAGAAAUUUCCAAAAGCCUGCAGACGUGGAAAGAGACGUUUUACCGUCUGAGACAAUCUAUCAACCACCUUCCCGAGCUGCCGAGUGGAGUUAUUUCUAGACUUCAUCAGCAUACCUUCGACGAAGCUGCGUCCUCCCUGGAUCAACUGAAGGCAGAUAUUGGCAAAUGGGCUCGCGAACGUCCUGAUUUAACCUUUGUCCUGGACCAGCUUCUCCCCUGGACUAAAGCCAAGACUGGGCCCGCUGAAACCGUGCAAAACGUGGACGUGUUGGCAAUCGAAGACUUUGACUCGAGCCUUACUGCGGCCACGGAUAAGAUACUUGUCAGUCUCCAGAAACUCAAGGAGGUGCCAGCUUUGAUUACAUCCACUGGCUCUCUUUCCCGCAGUGACGAAUUCUUCACUAGAGCUCUGAAGUCGGCGCAUCUGCCCGAUAUCACGAAAGCUCUGGAUGAUGUGCUAGAAACCCUACAUCGUAUACAGGAGAACUCAGAGGCUGGUAUUCCACUAGCAGUUUCGCUUCUGGCGAGCCUGUUGCCGAUCAUGAACAAAUAUUACGAUAUUAGCCAAGACAUCGUGGGCCGCUUCCUCAAAGUGCACCGUGAGACAUGCAAGAUGUCUUAUGUACUUGCGAAGACUUUCAUUCAGGUCUCAUCAGAAGGCUUCUGUAGCCCACAUGAGGAGUCAAAUGAAGAAGGCCAAUCUGGAAAGUUGGAGAGCGGAACAGGUCUUGGUGAAGGUGAAGGAGCCGAAGACAUCAGUAAAGAUGUUGGUGAUGACGAAGACCUGUCUGAGCUGGCGCAACAGGAACAACAAGAAGGAGCAGGAGAGGAUAUGGAUAAGUCUAAAGAUGCUGUGAAUAUGGACCAGGAAGACCUGAAAGGUGAGGAGGGCGAGCAUGAAGAAGAAGAAGAAGAUGGAGACAAAGAAAGCGGCGACGAGGGAGAGGAUGACGAUAUUGAUGAGGAGGUAGGCAGCGUCAAUGACCUUGAUGCAUCUGCCGUUGAUGAGAAGAUGUGGGAUGGUGGCCAUGACGAGGAACAGAAGGAGACGGAGAACCAAGAAGGCAAGGGUGCUACUGAGGCUGAUCAGCAAACGGCAGCCCCGGAGCAGAAAGAAGGCGAGAAGGGCGAAGAGGGCGAGAAAGAGGGAGAAGGCGAAGAGGAGGAAGAGGAGGAUGAAGAAGAGGAAGCGCCUGAUGAUGAAGGCGAGGCUAUUGGACGCGAGGAUAUGGACGUCACAGAUCCCCAUGCCCAGGAACAGGAGACACUUGAUCUACCGGAAGAGAUGCAGCUUGAUGGUGACGAGAAGGGCAUGGAUGAUGAGGAUUUCGGCAGCGAUGAUGGGCUCGAUGAUCUUCCUGAUGCACCGAACGAUGAACAGAUGAAUGAGAUGCAGGAGGACAAUCCCGAAGAGCAGGGCCCUGGCGACCUCCCCGGCGAGGAGGAAGAGAUUGACCAGGACGAGGAAGCUCAGCCCGAAGAGGAGAAUGCCAAUGCAGCUGAAGGUGAAGAAGACGCACAGGAGCAGGGUGAAGAGCCUGAAGAGACCCAGCAAGACGAAUUCCUUGCCCAAAGGGAUGACAAUGAGAAUGCUGGAGAAGAAGUCGCUCCCAGCGAAGCUGUCAAUGGCGGUCUCGGUGCCGAGCAAGACCAGAACCAGGAGAAGGGCGCUUCCGGCAACGCACAGCAACAAGACGGCUCUACUGAUCCUAACGUCGAACAAAAUCAACAAACCGGUGCUGCCAAGGAGGGUGAAGAAAACGAGAGGUCCAGGGAUGAGGGAGGUGCGGACGAUGUCAACCCGGAAGAUCCUCAGUUACAGGCAUUCAAGAAGCUGGGUGAUGUCCUUGAACAAUGGCAUCGCAGACAAAAAGAAAUUCAGAAUGCCUCAAAACAGGAGGAAGGCGAGACAGACGAGCCUUUGCCUCAGGACACAGAGAUGGGCGAUGCAGACUUUGAGCACUUGGCAGACCAAGACGACGUCGCUGAUACCCAAGCCCUUGGUCAAGCCAACGAAGAACAAGCCAAAGCUCUGGACCAGAACAAGGGCGUGGAGUCAGAAUCUAAACCCACCGAUCAAGAAAUGCUGCCUGACGCGUCCGAUGAGCCUCAACUCCUCCCAGAAAACGAACUGGAGGAUGCAAUGCAACUGGAUCACGACGGCGCCCCCACCGACAACCAGGCAGCCGGAGCUUUUAUCCCAGGAACAUCGCAAGCCCAACAAAAUCCAAGCGACGCCCAAGCCCACCCAGCAGAAACCGAAGAGCUCGACGAAGUCGACUCCCACCUAGCCGCCAUCCACCUCUCUUCCACUCUCCCCCCUUUAACCCCACGAGAUGAAGCCCAACGCCUGUGGUCGAAGUACGAAUCCGCAACAAACGCCCUCUCCCUCUCCCUAACUGAACAGCUCCGCCUAAUCCUAGCUCCAACCCUCGCGACCAAACUCCGCGGCGACUUCCGAACCGGUAAACGUCUCAACAUCAAGCGCAUCAUCCCUUAUAUCGCCUCUCAGUAUAAGCGCGACAAAAUCUGGAUGCGCCGCUCUGUUCCCUCCAAGCGCAACUACCAAAUCAUGCUUGCCGUUGACGACAGUAAGUCCAUGCUCGAGAGCGGCAGUGGCCAACUCGCGUUUGAAACGCUCGCCCUCGUCGCGAAGAGUUUGAGCAUGCUCGAAGUUGGAGACCUCUGCGUCCUUGGUUUCGGUAGCGAGGACCAUGUCCGUGUUGCUCACGACUUCGGCAAGCCCUUCUCCUCCGAGGCUGGUAUCCAGGUCUUCCAGAAUUUCAGCUACCAGCAAACCGGCACCAACGUGCGCAAGUUAAUCGCUGACUCGAUCGCUCUCUUCCGUGAAGCGCGCUUCAAGCAGUCUCCUGCUGGCGGCGGUGCAGAUCUCUGGCAGUUAGAGCUGAUCAUCUCCGACGGUAUCUGCGAAGACCACGAGACCAUCAAGCGGCUUGUCCGCCAGGCCCAGGAGGAGCGGAUCAUGAUCGUGUUUAUCAUUGUGGACGCUCUAAAGGGCAACUCCAUCCUAGACCUUACGCAGGCCAGCUUUGAGCCGGAUACUGAGAGCGGUACCGGCGAGAUGAAACUGAGGAUGAAGCGGUACUUGGAGGGAUUCCCAUUCCCCUAUUACCUUGUCGUGCGGGACGUGAGAGAGCUUCCGGCUGUUUUGGCUACAGCAUUGAAGCAGUGGUUCGCGGAGGUUGUUGAUGUUUCUUCAUAG
Molecule: messenger RNA, 14754 nt
Organism: Aspergillus mulundensis
Lineage: Eukaryota; Fungi; Ascomycota; Eurotiomycetes; Eurotiales; Aspergillaceae
Product: AAA family ATPase midasin
Exons: 2
Coding region: 1-14754 (4917 amino acids)
Biological process (GO): rRNA processing; ribosomal large subunit assembly
Cellular component (GO): preribosome, large subunit precursor; nucleus
Molecular function (GO): ATP hydrolysis activity; ATP binding
Source: RefSeq, a predicted model, not a curated record